AUGGCCUCGGUCUUGGACCUCGCGCUCGACGCAGACACCUACAUCGCUCUCCUCUCCAAGUUUAUGGAUGUCGCCGAACACGUCCAGAACGCGCCGAGUCUGGGGCUGAUCCCGAAAGAAGACUUGAUCUCGGACAUCGUCCUUGAAGAAUUGAGCCCGUACCUCAAGCAGAACGGCGGUGUCAUCGAGGCCAAGCGCAUCGCCUUCCACGAAGGCCGCGGCCAUCUCAUCCUCCAGUACCCCGGCGCCACCAAGCCGGAGGAAACCAUCAACUUUGUGGGCAUGCACAUGGACGUUGUGCCCGCCAACCCGGAAGGCUGGGAGCGCGACCCGUUCAAGCUGAGCAUGAACGAGGACAUUUCGGCGCUCGAGGGCCGUGGCCCGCACUCCAAGUACACGCUCCCGAAGGAAGAGUUGGUCGGGAAGCUCGAGCUCACGCUCGGCGACCACUCGAUCGAAGGCAUUGCGUGCGCGCUCGACUCGAUCGGCUUCCAGUCGUUCAGCAAUGCGACCAAGGAGGUCAAGGGCGAGUCGACCCCGUUUGCGAUCAUGGGGUCGCUCCCGCUGGUCCGCGACCUCCAGCGCGCGGGCUUGGACCUGACGCUCGCGGGCUUUGGCAAGAGCUCCGUGUACCACGGUGACAACGAGUUUUGCUCGUUGGCCGAUAUGCAAGACGCGCUUCUGAUCCUCGGCCGCUUCAUCCACAACGUCGACAGCGCGUAAAUCCCUCCCGUGAACUGUCGUCAGCAUCUGAUACUUCAUUCUUCGUGCUUCUUUGUUGAGCUAUUGAGGAGUUCGGAGGAUCAGUCGGUCGCAUUCCCU
Messenger RNA from Saprolegnia diclina VS20, 822 nucleotides. RefSeq names its product acetylornithine deacetylase. Bases 1 to 723 code for a protein of 240 amino acids. The transcript has 4 exons. Lineage: Eukaryota; Oomycota; Saprolegniomycetes; Saprolegniales; Saprolegniaceae. The record is from RefSeq and is a predicted model, not a curated record.